AUGGUUCAACAAAUUGGAUGGACGCCUUUUUCACAAUGGAUGUAUCCCGGAUCAUCCACCCUGAAUCAAAUCAUCAAACCCUUCAAGCCAGUCGAAAAAGGAGAUCAAGACUACCCAAUGAGUCGUUCCGGACACAGGUGCUUCACUGAUAACGAGUAUUUCUACGUAGUCGGCGGCUACACAACCGAAAUCAAAAGAGGAUCAGUUUUUCGAGAAUUAUGGGCAAUGAAUCUAGCUACCCUGGAAUGGAGAAGAUACGAAACAAAAGGAGAAUUCCCGGAAGCCUUGGCUUCGUUUGCCUUGAUACAAGUAUAUCCAUAUUCCAAGUCCUUUUUGAUUUUCGGAGGCAGUGGCACAAUGUUCGGAUUCACCUCAUCGAAUAGUCUCUACUUUCUUCGUGUCAAUAAUGACGAUUGUACAGUUGUUUCUCACAAAGUCACAGUAGAAGGAACACUUCCGAUUCCACUAUACGGUCAGGCGAUAUGUGCUGGCGAGAUUCCUGGGAAGUAUUAUAUUAUCGGAGGAACCGAAGGUGUUCGUUUCAAUUUUGACGUGCAUUCACUGACAAUGAAGGUGAAUCCCGAAGCGAAACAUGAAAGCGAAAAGUUCACGUGGCAUUCUGAAUUGGUCUCACAAAACGAGGGCCACGCCGGGCGAUACAGAUUGGAAGCGACAUACGAUGAGAAGACGGAUUGUCUGCUUUUCUUUGGUGGAGGCAAUAGUAGAGAGGUUUUCGGGUUUGAACAGAUCGUCACACUGAAUAUUCGAACAAGGGAAACGAAUGAACUUCAAACCAUUCCAGAUGUGGUAUUCGGGUUUCCCAAGAACCGAAGAUGUCACACACUAGUUCGCCGGGGACGAAAAGUAAUCAUUUCUGGCGGAGUUGAUCAUCCAACUACACCUACAACGGCCGAACUCCACAACAACGUAUGGAUUUUCGAUUUGGACACAAGCUCCUGGGAAAAAUCGGAUCAAGUUCUUCCAGAAAAGGUUUUCUUCCACGACACAACGAUUACCGAAGACGGAUGGAUGCUCACAUUCGGUGGCGUUCAUGGAAUUCGAGGAAACGCUCCCCGUAAUAAUAUUCUGCUAAGCUCCUGGAUCGGUGUUCCACGGCUCCAGAGAUUCGCCAUCGAAAGUUUGAGACUUUCUUUUCCACAUAAAUUCUCAGGACUUUAUUGUGGAAACCUGCGCGCAAAUCAAGUACCCGAAAUAUACAGUAUAUUCUACAAAUUGGGAAAAGUCGAAGAAAAAGAGCGUCAAAUCAUUGAGCGAUUUCAAAUCAAAUUUCACGAACGAGAAGAUCGAACACGAUACUUUUUGAAUUCAAAUUCCGGAGAAUACGUUUUCAGGCAUCAGCCAGAACAAGAGCCUGCCAGACGUCGACCUAGGGUCCAAAUCAGACAACGCCCACAAGUCAAUAUAGAGGCAGCUGCACCAAUUGGAAAUAUUCAACGUCGACUUCAGCUAAUUUUUGAUCAACUUUUCGCGGGCGAUGAAGGCGCCGUCGGAGAUGAAGAAGAAGAAGAAGAGUAUAGUGGAGAUGAUGAUUCUGGAGAGGAAACUGAUAGUGAAGAUGAUGAUGAUGAUAGAGGACGAUUUGGCGCAGUUGAGCAACAACUUCAAAUUGCCAGGAACAACGAGGAGAUGAACGAAGAAUGAGCUUUAUCGUGUAACAACUUGAAUUGUUUCAUAAAUACGAAUCAAUAAAUUUUAAUACGGUUUU
This is a messenger RNA of Caenorhabditis elegans, 1726 nucleotides long. It is a transcript of the gene Y67H2A.2, whose product is annotated as Kelch domain-containing protein 10. The record is from RefSeq and is marked reviewed. The coding region runs from base 1 to 1662 and encodes 553 amino acids. The transcript has 10 exons. Lineage: Eukaryota; Metazoa; Nematoda; Chromadorea; Rhabditida; Rhabditidae.